AUGAAAAACGAUCAGCCGCAGGAGCGCACUCUCCGCUUUCUCCUCCGUUCUUUGGCAGUGCUCUGUGGAGUCUCUAAAGGGGCUCUCGCAUUGCUCACGGCAAGUUUCUCAUUGUCUUUCACCCAUCUUUUCAACUCUUUCCUUCCAGCAAGGGGGCCUGGACCUCGUGGUUGAUCGCCUUCUCUCCAUUUCCUCGGCCAUGUGCUCGGUGGAAGCUGCUGGAAUCCUUACUCAGCUCACGAAUCCGCAGUCCGCUUUGAUUCGUCUCAAUCACAUUCAGCCGAUCAUCACUAGGCUCCUAGGUAGCUAACAUCUUCUUGUUAUCAUAAAACUUCUCCUAUAGAUCUGGUAGAUCAAUGUUCAUCCGGAGACUCUCUCCUCCUUGCCACUGCCGCUCUGAACAAUGUAACUCUUCAAAAUCCGAGCGGAGUGGAUAUUAUGUACAAGUGAGUUGUUCCCUCCUUUCAUUCUGCUCAUGAACGUCUUCAGAAACGGUGCUAUCAGCCGUCUGAUAGGCGCUUACAACAGAGAAAACUGUGCCACAAUCUUCGUGCAAGAGCAGAUUGUCACUGCGUUUUCCCGCCUCGCCUCCCGUCACCUCGAGCGCCAAAUGGUCGAACAGAAUGCGAUUCCGGUCCUUUUGGAGUUUCUCUCGCUUACGCAUCCCGUGCACGCGGAUUACUGUAGACGGAUACGGUACAAGGCGGCGGUGUGCAUCGGAACACUCGCGAACAGUGAAGUUGGGCUCAAAGCCUUGUAUGAUAACAAAGGUUUCCUUCUUUCGUUUCCAUUUCAUUGUCGCUUUGUUUCAGCCUAUGCAAUUCUAAGCAACGUCCUUUACGAUGACAACAAUGUCUCAAACCCUUUCAAUAUGAUUUGCAACAACAUCCGCACUAAGUUGGAGUCUAAGUACCAAUCUGAAAGUGCCGUUUGA
This is a messenger RNA of Caenorhabditis sp. 36 PRJEB53466, 934 nucleotides long. NCBI's taxonomy places the organism in Eukaryota, Metazoa, Nematoda, Chromadorea, Rhabditida, Rhabditidae. The record is from the annotation of a GenBank genome assembly.